This is a messenger RNA of Rubroshorea leprosula, 369 nucleotides long. Lineage: Eukaryota; Viridiplantae; Streptophyta; Magnoliopsida; Malvales; Dipterocarpaceae. The record is from the annotation of a GenBank genome assembly.
CAAAAAAAAAAGAAAAAGAGAACCAGCAACAAUUGAAAACUGCGUAGAAUAAAAAAAAAAAGAAAAAAAAAGAAAAAAUGAGGAAGGUUCCCGAUCUUUCUCUCCUUGGAGUUCCCUCCCCCCAAUUCCGAUCAUCACCACCAUCCGCAUCUUCACCAUCACCUCCAGUUUCGAUCUCCAUCUCCAGUAGCUAUAGGUUUCUUCAUCCAUUUCACUCCAUCACCGGAAAUCCAUCUCCAGAUCUGCUUGUCUCCGUCCCAUAGCAGUUGUAGGCCAUAGAUCUAGGGGUUUUUGAGGAGUGGAGAAAAAAGAGAAUUUCUCUCUUUGGCGGAAGAGAAAGAAGUAGAGGAAGAAAGUUGAGUAGGGAUA